AUGUCGGAACGGCAUCCAUCCAUCAUAGUCCCAAUAUCCGCAGAGAUGGGCGAACCACCAAACAUCAUGCACAACCGCAUCCCCCAAGUUCUUCGGAACCACGCGUCCCCUCAAGAACUCACCAUCCUAAGCCAAGGUUACUGGACGUCAGACGGCGAAUACUAUGGCCUCUCCCAUCCCACCCCAAUCGACCUAACCACUCUUCCCAGACACGAAGUUUCACAGAACGCAUGUCCCUACUGCCGGCUCCUCUUCUCCAGCCAUCAAGCCUUCAGAACACAUAUCGAGUACAUACACAUGAAAAUCCGGCCGUCCAGCUGCGAAGCCUGCUACUUCUGGUCUUUCUCCGCCGCUUACCUCCGCGUCCACUGCGCGCGCGCGCAUGAUGCGACGACGUUCAAGUGCGAGUUCUGCGGGUAUAUCAGCGCGGUGCCGUAUCAGCUACGCAGACACAAAAAGAGUCAUCAUCGCGCCGAGCUGGAUUGCGUGGAGUGCGGUGAGUUUUUCAUGACGAAAGCCGCGCUUGAAGAACAUGCGGCGAAGACGCACGUUGAUCCGCGGAGGAAUUUCAAAUGUGUGGUUUGCGAACUGAAUAUGUCGACGUUGGAGGGGCUGAGGGCUCAUUGUUGGAGCAACGAGCAUAAGGAUAUGGUUAUUGUGAAAGAACGGAAAAAACGCAGAGAGGCGAGUGCAAAUGCUCAUUUCUGCGAAGUCUGUAGCCAAAGUUUUGCUUCGCAAAAUGAACUCUCGCUUCACACGUCUUCCGUUCAUGCGCCUGAGCUGUCUUUUGGGUGCAAGACGUGCUGUCGAUCGUAUACUUCGUCGUCGGGGCUUGCGAGACAUAUGAAGACGCAGUUUCAUGACAAUGUUGUGCUGAAUUUGGCGGUGAGAGCGAGGAAGAAGGAGAAAGCUGGGAUUGAGGGGUGGGAGGAGGAGAUUCCGGAGAGUGUGAUGGCGUUUGUGGAGGAGUAUUAUGAUAUUCAGGAUAUUCGUUGCGACGUCUGUCCUAUGAUAUUUGCGACGCAGUGGGCCUUGUUUUGUCAUCAGAUGGAUCAUAAUCAUUACGGAGAUUUUGAAGAGCUCCUGAAGACAAUGCCUGGAGUGGAUGGUUCUUCUGAGGAAUUGGGUUUUGGUCUCGCGGAUUCCAAGCCAGAUACGACAGAUCCCUUAUCUCAAAUUUUAUUUGGGUGA
This is a messenger RNA of Glarea lozoyensis ATCC 20868, 1191 nucleotides long. RefSeq names its product C2H2 and C2HC zinc finger. Gene Ontology annotation, cellular component: chromosome. Gene Ontology annotation, biological process: regulation of transcription by RNA polymerase II. Gene Ontology annotation, molecular function: chromatin insulator sequence binding. The transcript has a single exon. The record is from RefSeq and is a predicted model, not a curated record. The coding region runs from base 1 to 1191 and encodes 396 amino acids. Lineage: Eukaryota; Fungi; Ascomycota; Leotiomycetes; Helotiales; Helotiaceae.